This is a messenger RNA of Hyla sarda, 3079 nucleotides long. RefSeq names its product ERI1 exoribonuclease family member 2 (gene ERI2). Gene Ontology annotation, molecular function: 3'-5'-RNA exonuclease activity; zinc ion binding; nucleic acid binding. The record is from RefSeq and is a predicted model, not a curated record. Gene Ontology annotation, biological process: exonucleolytic trimming to generate mature 3'-end of 5.8S rRNA from tricistronic rRNA transcript (SSU-rRNA, 5.8S rRNA, LSU-rRNA). The coding region runs from base 136 to 2175 and encodes 679 amino acids. The transcript has 10 exons. NCBI's taxonomy places the organism in Eukaryota, Metazoa, Chordata, Amphibia, Anura, Hylidae.
ACUAGAGCAAGCGAUGACCGAAUCGGCGCAUAGUGAUGACGUAACGGAUGUGGUGCGUACGGCCGGGGAAUUUGAAAAAAACAAAACUAAACAAAUGUCACAGCUGCGGGAAGGAGCAGGAGGCAAUUUACCAGAAUGACCACUAAACAACUGGCAAAGCGGCUCGGUCUUAUAAGGAGAAGCUCCAAGUUGUCUCUGAAUGCUAAGGGUCCCACCAGCCCCAAAUCUAAACAAUUUUUUGACUAUCUCAUCAUCAUUGACUUUGAGUCAACGUGCUGGAAAGAUACGAAGCAUUACGGUCAGGAAAUCAUUGAGUUUCCAGCAGUUUUAAUAAACACAUCUAAUGGGGAGAUUGAGUCAGAAUUCCACACAUAUGUGCAACCACAAGAGCACCCGAUUCUUUCAGACUUUUGCACGGAGCUGACCGGAAUAAAGCAGCAACAAGUAGAUGACGGGGUUCCUUUAAAGAUCUGCCUAUCCCAGUUUUCUACAUGGAUUCAGAAACUCCAGAAGGAAAAGCCCAUAACUUUCCCUAGUGUAUUACCAACUCAUACAUCCUCAGAGCAGAAGAUGUGUGGAUUUGUAACUUGGUCAGACUGGGAUCUUGGGGUUUGCCUACUGUAUGAAUGCAGAAGGAAGCAGCUGAGGAAGCCAGAUAUUCUGAACUCCUGGAUUGACCUCCGGUUAACAUACAAGCUUUUCUACAAUCGCAAACCCAAAGGUUUAAAUGGAGCUUUACAAGAUGUUGGAAUUGAGUUUUCAGGACGUGAACAUUCUGGGCUAGAUGAUUCCCGGAACACAGCGAGGCUGGCCUGGAGAAUGAUAUGCGAUGGUUGUGUUAUAAAAAUAACUAAAUCUUUAGAUAAGGUACCCCCCAAACCUUCUGUGAGACCAGGGCCCCCAGUGGCUGCUCAAGUCCUUAAAUCCACACAAGGUGAUAUCAGACAGGCAUCGGCUAUAGUUGUAGAAGACGGACAAGACUUGAAGGAUCGAACAUCUGACAAAACCAAAGACGUGAGAUCACGGCAGCUAUGUGCUAGGUCCAACCAGGACAGUAUGACCGGUAACAGACAACUGAGAGAAAAUGUGGCUCACCGGACCUUAAUAAAUGGGCUUUCUACAACACUUGGUGAUGAUAAUAAAUACAGGUCAUCCACACGAAUUUCAUUUGGUCCAGUACAAAAUAACAUUAAGAUCGGAGCCUUCACCUCUUCAUCCCUGGAUCAUUCUCCACAUGACAGAGGUCACCUUUUAAUGUCUACUACCAUUCAGAAUGUGAAUGAUUUCUCUGCUCUGGAUAUGGAUCCCAGCUCAGAUUUGUCCAUUUUAGCUGACUGGGAAGAAGCCGCUGUUAUAGAAGAUUCUCAGCAAGACAAACAUGAGGGUCCUGUAGAGUUGGAGGAACCAGAUCUGUUACCAGUGGACUCAGCAUCCAAUGCUAUUUUAAUGCUUAACAGAGAUCAGGAAAAUAGGAAUAGGUGCCAGUCAAUAAACAGCACUAGGGCUCCAAAUCUACACACAAAGUCUGUGGUUUAUAAGAGCCCAGACACCACUAUUUAUAAUGUCAGCAUGAAGAAACUUGUGUCUAAUGGGUCCGCUUUUAAACUGCCCAGCGCUUUGGGAAAUAGAACAAAUAUUCCAGCCUUAUCCACUGGACGAAUGAACAAGACAUCUACAUUGUUAGAUUACUUUUCCAAGAAGAAACUUCCUAGUUUAAGCUUCUGCUCACCCCCCAAGAAACGUCCUUUUACCAUACAUGAAGAUCAAGGUAACCGCUCAUUGCCAGUCACUACUAGUGGCUCCUGUGUCCUCUCCCAUAAAGUAGUAAAAUCUACUGUUAACUUAAACAGGACCUUUGGUGCUACCAAGUCUGAGCGUAUCACUGCCCCAAUGUGCCAGUGUGGUCGCAGGGCAAAGAAACUCACAGUCUCUAACCUAGGCCCAAACCAUGGAAGGGUUUUUUAUAGCUGCUCAGUACGUAAAAGAAAUGAUGAAAACGGCAAAGGCUGUAACUACUUCAAAUGGGAGGACACACUCCUGAAAGAGAAGUCUGCGGAAACGUCAGCUUUACUGUCCACCAGUAUCAUGGGCACCUCUUUUAAUAAAAGUAUGAUUUCUACAGGAUCUGCUGUGAAAAAGCCAUUUAUUAAGCUGAGACCAUCAAUGAGAACUUAAGUGUUUGUUACUUUCAGAAUCAUGCUCUAUAACAGGACAGUUUGUCUAUAUGGUGUCAUGCUUUACAGUAUGCAUUGUAUGAAGCAGCAUACAUUAGUUUCAUACAUAAUAACAGAUCAUGACGUAUGAUGUCUUUUGGACAUUGAUGCAUCUUUAAAAUCUUAAAAAUUAUUUCGAUCAUUAUAUAUACAGGACUGUCACAUUAUGGCCCUCCCUAUUUUUACUUUUUUUUUAUUAAUGGAGUAUACUAAGCUACCUAGCUUUUUAAAAAGUGUCACUGUUAAAAGUUUAGAUCCCAUGAUGAUCGUGAGUUAUAUCCGGGUGAAGUGCACAAUAGUGUACACCUCACUCCCCCUUGUCAAAUCUAAUGUUUUCACUGCAUGAGUCUAUGAACUCAAAAGGUCAGAUCUGCUGGCUGGCUGGGAAGUAAAGAGCUUUGCCACAUACUUCACCGGCUUAUAGCUUGCGAUCACAGUAGGUCUCAUUAAAAGAUGCUUUAACAGAAGAAAAGCCUUUUGGUGGGGUGGGUGUGUAUGUACCCCCUAAACUACAGAUGAUGAAACUACUAUAUGUCAAUACAGAAACAGUUCCAGCACUCCUUUUUAAUCAAGAGUCUAAUGGAAAGUCUCCCAUUGUGUCCCACAACAACCAAUCACAGUUCAGCUUUCAUUUUUUUAAGCAGCUUAAGAUUUGAAAGCUGGGCUCUGGUUGCAAAUGACAAGAAGGCCUCACAUGCUACAUGAUGCAUUCGUACAUUGCUGCUUAAGGUUUUUAUUGUAAUGUUUUAAGCUAAUUUUCUAUAAUGGACAUGUAAUACUAUGUAUAUGAGUUGAACAGUCUCCUUUACAUGUUGCUUGGCUCCAAAUGGGGGCAUGGAACAUUGCAAUGUCAUUUUAAUACUGAA